Messenger RNA from Lingula anatina, 6712 nucleotides. RefSeq lists its product as uncharacterized. The record is from RefSeq and is a predicted model, not a curated record. Lineage: Eukaryota; Metazoa; Brachiopoda; Lingulata; Lingulida; Lingulidae. Gene Ontology annotation, molecular function: protein binding.
CACAAUACACGAGAAGACGGAGACAACAUUGAGCGAGGGAAAUUUAGAAGUUCCUGAGAUUUUUUACAGAUCAUAGGAAAAGCGUAGUGGCAGAAAACUGAAGAAUUUUCACAGCCAUUCAUAUUCAUUCCUUAUCUCAUAUUCCUGCUUGCUUCAAGUUUUUCAACUUCCAGCCAAGUUUGCAGUAUUUGGGCCAGCGUCUGGAAACCCCUGCUGUCAUUUAAGAAGAGAGAGCAACGUAGACCAAGUCACAGAUUGAACAAUGACAUAGAUAAGCACGCAAAGAUCAGUUGCCAUGGCGAUAGAUCCAGCACGGGCCCAGUACAAUAGUUUAGAGAGGAGACGCAGAAUGCUCCAGGAAGAAGAAACUCUCCCACCAUUCCCUGUGUCAGACAUGGAGGAGUCUCAGGGAGAUGGGGUAAAGACGCCAGACUCUGGGAUAGAACACGAUGACAAAGCAGACGACGGGGAGCAAAGCCCGUCUGAGGAGGAAAAGAUUGCCACCCCUGUGUUAGCAGAGCUAGAAGAGGAAUGUAAGGAUGAAUUAGCCAUGUUGGACACUGCCAUGCGUCAGUUGAAGGCAAAUAAGGCAAACAAAAUGGAAGCUAAUAAAGCUAAAGAAAAUGAGUUUUUUGAUCAGAUCGAGGUGACAGAGAUUGGGAAGAGCUACAAGGUGCAGACAGAUAAGCCACACUUGGUCAGUCUUGGAAGUGGAAGACUUAGUACUGCUGUCACCCUACUGCCCUUACCUGAAGGUGUGACCAGUAUUGGUACAGCAGAGAACAAUGAUAUUGUGAUCCAAGGCACAGGCUGUGAGGCAGACCACUGUACUGUAGAGAACUGUAACGGCCUGGUGACGCUGUACCCUGGUGCAGACCUGUGCUCAGUGGACGGACUCAAGGUGAACAGACCCACCAUUUUAUCACAGGGGUGUAUGCUGUGUCUGGGGCGUUCAAAUUACUUUCGUUUCAAUCAUCCUCAAGAGGCAAUACGCAUGAAAAAUGCUCUUCCCAAUCCAAGGAUAUCUAUGGCUCCUAUAGGAUUCCUGCCAGGACUAGAAUCCAAUCCAGACUAUUACAAGAAUUUGGCAGAGAACAACCGCAUGCCUACAUUGGAUCAAAUACAACACAGUGUACAGAGCCAGAGCAGAACUGAGCAAUCUUAUGGACAAGGUUUACAUAAUAUUCAGAAAUCAUCAGGAAACUCUUAUGGUCCAGGAGGUCAGAAUAAUCUCAGUUACUCUUCAUCACCUGGAGGUAGGAAUAAUUUGAGUUACAGUCCUGCGCAUAAUAGUGGGACGUAUACUACGUUUCAUGAGGGUUAUUCUUCUUCACCUGGAGGUUGGAAAGAUUCAUCUUUAUUGGAAGGAAGGAAUGAUCUAAAUCAAACACCGCAAGCUGCUGAAGGAAACUCAGAUGAAACUAUUUUUAACCAUCGAGAUAAUUUAGAAAAGGAAAAUUUUGUGUCAAAAAUAAGCCGUUUUGAAGCACUAACACACAGUAUGGCAAACAAAGCACCACCGCAUGUAAAAGGUAUUCAGAAAUAUACCUAUCUAAACACUUCUGGUUCACCACCAAAUAUCUAUCAACAACACAUGGGGGAGAAAGUGUUCACGAAACAGACGUCCACCACAAGAGUGUCUUUAGAUAACAAUACAGCAGACAGAAUUGGAAGCAUGGCCAGUACUGCUAGUUCCAGUUCUUUCACCAGUGUCAGCAGUGCCAGCUCUAGUCAAAGUAACGAUACUGUAAAGUCCGAGGAACACGUCAUGCGUAGUCGAGGUACAGUCGGUGCCAAGCAGAAUUCUGUGGCCAGUAUUGUGAGUACGGACACUUCAAUAUGGGGCAGUACCAGUACGAUGCCUGAUAACUACCUCCAGGAUAUGGCACGGCUCUCAGAGAACCGGGACAGUGUGUUCAGUGAUAUCAGUGACAUCAGUGAGCUGACGGAGAGUCAGUUGGAGCUGUCGCUGAAACACAAACAGAUGAAGGAGGAGAGGGUGAAAGAGCAAGCCCAGGAGAAGUUUGAGCGGCAAAGACUUGAGGAUAUUCUCAGUAUGUGUGCAGAGUAUGAGAGGCAGCUGGAGAAGGAAAAAGGUGGUAGCAAAGAUGGCCCCCCUUACUCCACUCCUACUCCACCUAGUUCUCUGUACUUUGAACAGUUAAGUGAUGGCUCUGCUAACUCGUUGGAGAGAAAACGUAUCAAGACCAACGGAUCCUUACUGUCCUCCCCCACCUCAUCAGUGCAAAAACUCUCGUCACCCACCACAGGUCAAGGACAGUUCUCAUCAAGUCCAGGUCAAGGUCAGGCCUUUGACUUCAAGGUCAUGUCAAGGUCAACUUCAUCCACUUCAGAGGACGAUGUCGACUCGGGCACCAUCAAACGUAAGCCUAAGGUGCCCACAAGUCUGACCAAUCAGGAGAAAUAUGACAAUGUGGAUUACGAUUAUGUGGCCGAGAGAGACCCUGAGGAGGAUCCUAGGACUCCCACGGCAGCCUCCCCAGAGGCGGGUCAGGUCAAGGACAGCGCUGUUGAGGAGGAGGAGGUGGAUAUAUUUGAAUGUGUUAAGCAGAAUGUUACACAGAGAUUAAUAACAGAGGCGGAGACGUCGCGGGAGGAGGAGGAAGAUGGUGAUGAAGUGGAACAUGCUCAUGUGGAGUCUUUAAGUGUGCAGCUUAAAGAUGUGGAAAGUGCCAAAGAAUCUGUGACAGAGCAGGCUUCUCCAGCCAGUGAUCAGAGCAUUGGUGUGAAGUCCUCCAGUGGAGUGGAGACCUCUAGUGACCACAGUCUAGCUACAUCAGAGGAAAAUGACAGAAGAAUCCAGCUGGAGAAGUUGAAGAAGAUGCGUGUGGAUGCCGUGAAUACCAUCACAGAUCUCAAGCAGAAGAUAGUGGACAUUGAGGGGCAACAGAAUGAAGCCAUAAGAGAGCUUGAGAUGGAGCGGGCACUGCUAGAAGGAGAACAUCAGACGGAAAUGGUGCAACUUCAGCGAGAGCAGGAUCGCAUUAACAGUCUCAAACAGAAACAAUUGGAGCUCAUAGAGCGCGCCACUGCUGAGAAAGAGCGGAAAAGAAAAGUGCGGUUCACAACACAGCUGGAACAAGAAAAGAUGGACGCCGAGCGUCACAAGCUGCGCGAGCUAGAACAUAAGCACUAUGAGGUAGAGCAACAACUUGAAUGCUGCUCGCGGGAGGAAGAACCUCUGCUACUGGAUGAGCUUCAAAAGUAUCAGGAUGCAAUAGAAAACCAGCGUAAAAUCUUCGAUGAUUUAGAAUUUCAGCAACUGGAGGUAGAGACGAGGUACGAGGAAGAGAGAGAGGUGGUCCAGCAGCAGCUACUGCAGGAACAGAACCAACUGCUGGGGAAAUACAAGGCAAGAGAGGAGAGGCUCCACCAGAUUGACAAGCAGCAGAGGGAUAUGCUGAAACAAGUCAAAGUGGACAUAGAAGGUUUGGAGACAGAACGACAGAAACUGGUGGAAGAGUUUAGAAAGGAGAAGGCCACACUCUCGACCAUUGACAGAAAGAUCCGAGAGCUGUCCCGUAACAACUCCACAUCUCCGCCUGGUGAUACCAGCUCAGCAAGUGCCAAAUCUUCAGAUACAGAAUAUGAGAUGAAAGUGAAUGAGGAGUUCUUCAGACGACUUCAAGAGGAGGAACUAAAGACGCCCACCAACGAGAUGACCAUGGAGCUAAGUGACAAGUUGGCAAAGACAUAUCUCAGUGACGACAAAGGGGCCAAAUUCAUAGAAGAUCAGAAAAAAUACCUGGAGGAUUUGAAACGGAGAGCGACCCAGGAGGGUCAUGUUCAGUGGGCAGAGAUGCACCAGAGAGAGGCCAAGGCACGGAGUUAUGGGUCAGUGGAGUCCGAGGAAGGCAGUGUGGACAGUGGAAGCACACCCUCGGACAAGGCCACCAGCCUGAGCAGUGGUGAGGACCACCUGGAGAAGUUGACAGAGAUGGAGAGGACACUGUCCCAGGCACAGACGGAGAAGAUAAAACAGCUGGAAAACCAGGUCCAGUUCAGAGAGGCUGAGAUGCGCCAGUUGCUGGCAGAGAGGCAGCGUCGAGAGGACCUUGAGCGUCGUCUGCAGGAUGAGAUAGCAAAGCGUGAAGAGCUGGUGGAGCAACAAGUGAAAAUGAGGGAGAAGCAAAGGCAGCAGUCCCGUCCAUUGACAAGGUACCUUCCUGUAAAAAGCAAGGACUUCAACCUCCGUCUCCACAUAGAGAGUGCCGGUCACAACCUGGAGCUGUGUCCUCACGUCGUACUGGAUGCGGUCAGCUGUAAGGGCUACCUUCACAAGAUGGGCAAUAGAUUCAAAACGUGGCAUAAACGUUGGUUUGUGUUUGACCGCGUGAGGCGGUCAUUUUUAUACUACACGGACAAGUCCGAAGCCAAACCCAGAGGAGGGAUGUACUUUCAGGCCAUCGAGGAGGUGUACGUGGACCAUUUAAGAACUGUGAAGAGUCCCAAUACUAAAUUGACAUUCUGUGUGAAGACUUACGAUCGCACGUAUUAUCUAGUCUCGCCGUCUCCCGAAGCUAUGCGGAUAUGGGUAGAUGUGAUAUUCACAGGUGCUGAAGGGUAUACAGAAUUCCAGUCUUAACCCAUCACCCCUUACACAACAAAAAUGAACUCAUCCAGCUUGUUCUGUAAUACAGACAGGCAGAAUAGUAAGCUCUCCCAGUAGGGGUGUUGAGAUCUUAAACAGGGUAAAUAGUGGCUUCUAAUAGUGAAAGGGGGUUUGUAUCACCACAUCAGUAUAUGGCGAUGUGGAUUUUAUAACCUUGACCUUAAAGGUCAAUAUACUGACCUUGACCCAAGAGCUUUCAACGUCCGUAUGAAGAGCAAAUUUAACUGGAAGCUUCGAACUGCAUGCCACAGUUCAUAUCGGUCUGAAGUUGGUAAAGAAAAAAGGUGAAGAGGUUGCAGACAUCAGAGAGUGAAGAAGACUUACAUUGGUUUAAAAGACAUAGAAAGAAGUGGAGAAUGAUCAAACUGAAGCGAGAGAUUAUUUGUCUUUGAUGACAGAAAUACAUAAGCAAGCAAAGGGAAUUCCCUGCUGGCCUGCAUGCAUAAGCACUGCUGUUCAAUUCAUGGAGCUUCAUAUAAGUAUGAAAAGACAUUGACGUGUGUGACUGUCACUGACAUUACUGUAUUUUUAAGUGCCUUAUUUGGUUGAAGCUGGGGUUAAGAGCUUGCAAUCUUCACUGAAUUCUGUUCAUAUCUGUUAUUUAUGUACAACUUUUAGUAUAACUGUUUGACCUUUGCACUUUUGUUACACAUUAGACGUAAUCAAUUUUGAGUGAAAUGAUUUUAUAUCAGAGUGCAUAAUUUUAUUUUAUUUUUUACUAUGAAAAACUAUGUUAUCCUACAUUUUAGUCUUUAAUCAUCUUCAGUGGUGUUCGUUUUUUUUUUUUUUUUCUUUUUUUAUGGACCCUUCCUUUGCAACUGCAAAUAGGAACUGUGACUUCCUGUUUCUCAGAUCACUACUUUAUGUCUCAUAUUUUUGUUGCCCCCUAAAAUAUUUUAAAGAUGCAACACAGAUUUGCCUUUUAAAAUGCAACAUGUUACUAGCACAUGUAGAAUAAUGUCUUAAUUUAAAAUGCAUCAAAAUAACAAAAAUUGCACUGAAAUUGCUUCUAAGGGCACAAAGUCAAAAGCAUAUGAUUAGUGUCAUUUGAAAUAAACAGCAUUUCUGUUGGACUUUGGACAAAAUCUAUUUACAAACUACCUUUCAGAAUGUAACCUGUUGGUAACUGGUGCCCACCUGAGUGUUGUUUUGCACUCACUUUUGGCAUUUGCUUGAGUGCAGCUCACUAGAUUUUGUGCCCAGGAAGUAACACAUCUUGUUUUGAAAUUCAAGCAUAGAUAUAAAAUAUUGUAUCUUAAAUUAUUUAAUUUUCCAUAAGUUAUUUAAAUUUCCAUUCAAAUUAAAAAGAAAGAUGGUCCUGGAUCAAUAAAGAAAAUAUUUUCUCUCUGUCCUUCUGACAUAUCACACUUCACAGUACUUUUAAACAAAUGCAGUAUUUAGAUUAUAUUUUUGCCACAAGUGCAUUUACAGUAGAAUAUUGACACAUUUGGGCUGUUCUUAUAUAUGUACACUUUUAUUCUUUGGUAUUGCUCUUGACUUUCAAGUGUAUUUUGUCAGAUUGAAUCCAUAGCUACCUACACAAUGAAAUCAUUACUUCAUCUUUUUCCAAGCAAUAGGGUGUCUUUGGUGGUAAGGACCAAUGUGACGGCAUUGUUCAUACCAUCAUACUUAGAUUGCUUCCAAAUACAGGUUUUUAUUAUGACAGAAACUAAUGAUGAGUUUGAUCAUCUAAAGUUACAAGAAUAGUGCUCUGGUAUUAUUAAGUGCUCUGAUUUUCAAAUAGAGAUAUACUAAUAUUUUAUAGGAACUUUCCCAAAUGAGCAGAUCAUUACUGAGAUUCUAGAAGCUAUGUAAAAUUCUAGAAUAACCAUAUCACAUUACUUCUAUAUCGCCUGCAAUCCACCACCUCCAGUCGUUGCUUAGAAGUGUUUUACACUGUAAUGCCAUUGUGCUUCACCUACACUACAAUAUCAAUUGUUUGAUACCUGUUUAUAUAAUUAUAAUGACCAGUUUUGUGAAUUAUUGGCACUUAAAGAAUGUUUUUCCUAAGAUACUCUUGUAAUACGUUGACAACACUGGCACUGUACACAAUACAUUUUAUAGUUCAUUUUAUGCAAU